Molecule: messenger RNA, 2208 nt
Organism: Alternaria ventricosa
Lineage: Eukaryota; Fungi; Ascomycota; Dothideomycetes; Pleosporales; Pleosporaceae
Exons: 2
Coding region: 1-2208 (735 amino acids)
Source: RefSeq, a predicted model, not a curated record
AUGACAUCCACAUCAGAAACCCCCACCCCCACCCCCACCCCCUCCAUACCAACCCUCCACACCAAAGCCGAGUACCUCAGAGCCGUCAUGUACGAAGGCGUCACCAUCCUCGAAGGCACAGCCACCUGGUGCAAGAACUGCCACAUCGUCGCCCCUGAAGUCGCAAAGAUGGUGGCGGAGUACCCAAACGUAAAGUUUUACACGUAUGAUGUGGAGGAGUGUGAGGAUAUUGCGCAGGAGCUGGGGGUUAGGAGUAUGCCGUCGUUUAGUGUGUUUAAGGAUGGGGAUAUUAUGGAGGGGGUUACGGGGGCGAGGCCGAAGGAGCAAAUCAUUUUACCUAUCAUUCACGAACGCGUCUCCGAUCAACUGAGUGCCCGGGUCAUUCUCGCGCACGACUACAGUAUGGCAGGCCCUGCCAAGAGAAGUGAUUUAAGGCAGAAGGUUAGGCGCACGCUGGUAACUGUUGCGGAGUACGAAGCCGCGGUCGCGCGACUCAGCGACACAGAGACACAAGCGUGGGUAUCAGUAAUGAAGGUCCGACUCCAGCGGCACAAGGAUAAUCUCGAGAUACACAUUUCAAAGCUUGCCGAGGAAGAUAUUACGAAAAUAAUGACGGAAGUCUACGCUGAGCGUCUUUCCGCUCAACGUGAAGUACUAGUCAUCUGCAUUGCCGAUUUGGCACAAAUUGCUGCCACAGAAACAAAGGCCUGGGAAGCCACCGUCGACCGCCAGCUCAACGUCUGCGAAAUGCAAGACACCCACAAAAGUCUAAAGCAAGAACUUCAAGAGAUGGAGCAUGGGAAAGAACAAUUACAAACCGGCUUUGAUAAAUCGACAGAAGACACGGCAGGGGACAUUGGAGUGAAGAGUCUCACAACAGCCAUCGAAGAUCACGCGCAAAAGAUCCGGGAGUCUGAAUCUCAGCUUUCAGAAAAUUUCGAAAUUGCAUACCUAGCAACAGUCGCCAUGAAUCGUGCCGUUAAAAGUGAUCUCGAUAUACCUGGUGUCGGAAAGUAUUUUCCCAUCCCUGCACCCGUCACGAUAACUGCCGCUCAAGUCAACGUCAAAGACAUAGACUCCAUCUUGGAAGCGAACGGAACCGAUAUCGAAGUGGACACUACUUCAGGAUUGUACAUUGCUAUACCCAAAAGCCUGACAGCCGUCGUCAAGCUGGACCAGAAGCUUUCGAGAAUCCAGGUAUGCUCACCACAGAAGAGUUUCCAAGACGUCGAACGCAUUAAGCGACGUAAAUUCGAAGUCGGCGAUAUUGGCUGGUUCCCAGUCUUGCGACCCUCUAUGGUCGAGUCUCCGUCCGACAUUCACACUGAAUUCGGGUACAUCUGCGCAAAGAACUAUCCGCUGAUCAUAGUGGAGAAGCUUCGCGAUUGCAUGUUAGGCUUACCAAUCAACACUUCAGGCGGAAAGGGCUUGAGCAAGAAGGGUCCUUCUGUCAUGAAUCGAAGCGUUCCCAUCGUUAAGUAUCCACUAAGCGAUCCUCCACUAUCUCCAUGGGGACAGGAGCUAUACCCCAAACAAGUACUCAACGUACAGAUGUACAGCAACUACACUCCACCCACAGGGGCCUAUGUCGAUAUGCUCAACACCGUUAUGAUACCAUACGACUCAAGAUUCCGAAAGGAAGGGACAAUAGUGGAUGCUGACAUUCUUCCUCUCCAACAGAUGAGGCUUUCAGCACUGCUAGCGACCUCUCAAGCUGGGCACUUGGAAAAUAUGCUUGGGUUCUGUAGAUGGAUAUGGAGCUGGGGAUUCGAAUUCGGUGUCCUCCCUAGACUCGGGGAGCACUACCGUAGAUACUAUCAGGCUAAGGUAGAUAAGGAACAGCAACAGAAGGAGAAGGCAGAGGCCAAGGCUCGAAAGAAGGCAGAGACCCAGGCUCGAAAGAAGGCAGAGACCCAGGCUCAAAAGAAGGCAGAGACUAAAGCGAAUAUCGAGGCUAAGACACGGUCGGAGGCAAAGGAGUGUGAGGAGGCGAAGGAGCGCGAAGAGGCAAAGAAACGCAAAGAGGUGCAAGAACACGAACGUGCGAUGCGACGCGAGCAAGCGAAAGAAAGCGAGGAGCUCGAACGGACUAAGGCAAUUUGGCAACACAUGUUUGCUAUGGGACGCGAGGAUGCAAUGGUACAAAUGGAUAGGAACGUGAGGGCGUUGACUCGCGGGCCAUCCUGGUGGCCAGCCUGGAGCUUCUAA